Messenger RNA from Phacochoerus africanus (Common warthog), 2249 nucleotides. It is a transcript of the gene ZNF501, whose product is annotated as zinc finger protein 501. The record is from RefSeq and is a predicted model, not a curated record. Gene Ontology annotation, biological process: regulation of transcription by RNA polymerase II; central nervous system development. The coding region runs from base 1059 to 1874 and encodes 271 amino acids. NCBI's taxonomy places the organism in Eukaryota, Metazoa, Chordata, Mammalia, Artiodactyla, Suidae. The transcript has 3 exons. Gene Ontology annotation, molecular function: DNA-binding transcription factor activity, RNA polymerase II-specific; RNA polymerase II cis-regulatory region sequence-specific DNA binding. Gene Ontology annotation, cellular component: nucleus.
AACUUAACGUGCCCAAGUUCUUACACUGAGAAUCUGGGACUAAAAGCAGAGCUUUUGUCUUUUGCCUGAUUGUUGAACAAGAUCCAGAAGCAGUAGGGUGAGCGGGGUUCCUGUGAGGCCAAGUAUUUGGCAGAUGAGAAUGUGUUUAAGUAAGGUCGAAGCCAGCUUACAGGAAAACCUUUAGAAGACCUCCAACGGACCGUGCCAUGGAAGAGUUUUUAGGAAGAUAAAUUUGAUCCGGCUGCCGGGUGAAUUCAUGGGUAGUGAGAGCUCCUUGUGGCGGCUUCUAUCCCCUCGCUUGCUGUUCAGCCUCCUUACUCCAGGAACCGGUAUAGUGACACAGGUUUGCGACUGUUUCUGGAUGCUGGAAGUGGCAGCGGAAGCCCCUCCUUCUUCCUAGGGAGGAGCCGGCUGCGGUUGCUGGCGAGGCACGGAGCGGCGCGGACAGGUGACGUCACGCCCCCAGGGAGUGCGCAGACGCGGGAAGGUGGAGACUGUUGCCGGCCGCCGCGUGGAGAAAGCCUGAACGUUGAAGAAGUGCCUUGGAAACGUGAAGAAAACUUUUCCACAAGGAAGAGGUGUGGUGGUUCCUACUUGACCUGAAUUUUAAAAUUGGUCAUUAUGAUAUCCUUUCUCUAUUAUUGAGAAAAGAAUAAAAAUCAGGAUUCCACUAUGCAGAUCCCCUGUUUUGCAUGGAGGACAUUUUCGUGAAAAGAUUUUUUUUUUCAGGCAAGAAGACCAAGCCUGAUGGCACAGUGUUAAAUGACUUGAAGAAGAUGUGAAGGGUCAGAGAGCCUGGCCAUCAGGGGUUCCCAUUAGGAGAAGUUCAAGAUGCAUGCUGAACAAGGACUAGGAGGGGAAAUCCUGCAGGAAUGAUUGGAUACCAGGUGCACACCUGGAGGAUACCAGGUGCACACAGACCUUUCUCAGGAGAACAGUGUUACCCUAAGGAUAAUAAUCUUUCAGAAAGUACCUUGUGAUUACUGUGAUUUUGAGAGAAAAUUUCCUCUAUAUUGGAACCUACUGGAGAGCUACCCCUUCAUUGUGUUACAAGCACCAUGAGUUCCAGCCAGAUUUUAUUGCAACUGAAACAUCAGAGACUUAACAGGCAUAAAAAACCUUUGAAGUGCAGUGAAUGUGGAAAAUUCUUUACUCAGAGAUCAUCUCUUACCCAGCAUGAGAGGAUUCACACGGGAGAGAAGCCAUAUAUAUGUACCAAAUGUGGAACUUGUUUCCGUAAACAAUCAAAUCUUACUCAACAUCUGAGGAUUCAUACGGGAGAGAAACCUUACAAAUGUAAUGAAUGUGAGAAAGCCUUUCAAACAAAAGCAGUCUUGGUCCAGCAUCUGAGAAUUCACACUGGAGAGAAACCCUAUAAAUGCAAUCAAUGUGGCAAAGCCUUUUGUCAAAGUCCAUCUCUUAUUAAACACCUGCGAAUUCAUACUGGAGAGAAACCCUAUAAAUGCAGUGAAUGUGGCAAAGCCUUCAGUCAGAGCAUAUGCCUUACUCGUCAUCAGAGAAGUCAUUCUGGAGCUAGACCUUAUAAGUGUAAUGAUUGUGGGAAAGCCUUUAAUCAGAGUGCAUGCCUCAUGCAGCAUCAGAGAAUCCACUCAGGAGAGAAGCCUUACACAUGUACCAAAUGUGGUAAAGCCUUCACUCAGAACUCUUCCCUUGUUGAACAUGAGAGAACUCAUACUGGAGAGAAACUUUAUAAGUGUAGCGAGUGUGAAAAAACCUUCCGCAAGCAAGCACACCUUAGUGAACAUUAUAGGAUUCACACUGGAGAGAAACCCUAUGAAUGUGCUGCCUGUGGGAAAGCCUUCAGGCAUAGCUCAGCGCUUGCUCGACAUCAGAGGCUUCAUGCUGGAGAAUAAAACUUGGAUAUAACCAUGGUAAAAAGACGUGUGAAAACACAUUUUUUUUUUUCUAAAUUCUUAGGAGCUAAGGACUUAGUCUUUAGCCAAGAUGGCUGUUUUGUUUAUUGAGCAAGAAGAACUCCUAAAAUUUAAGAAAAUAGACUCAGAACUAGAUAGUCUUGAGUUUGAUGUCUUCUCUGCCAUGUGAUGGGUGGAUGACCUUACCUCUCUGAGCCUCAGUUUUUCCUAUCUCCCCCAAAGAAUAAUUAGGAUUCUUACUAGGGUUGUCUUGAGUAUAAAAUGAAUUGAAUAUAAUAACUAACUGCCAUUAAUUAGUUUUGAGUGACAGAUGUUCCAAAAGUUUAUAAAUCUGCUUAUUAUAAACAAAAUUUG